Molecule: messenger RNA, 3153 nt
Organism: Manihot esculenta (cassava)
Lineage: Eukaryota; Viridiplantae; Streptophyta; Magnoliopsida; Malpighiales; Euphorbiaceae
Product: EIN3-binding F-box protein 1
Exons: 2
Coding region: 309-2276 (655 amino acids)
Biological process (GO): SCF-dependent proteasomal ubiquitin-dependent protein catabolic process
Cellular component (GO): SCF ubiquitin ligase complex
Molecular function (GO): protein binding
Source: RefSeq, a predicted model, not a curated record
UAGGAAAGAUUCAUUGCAUGUUUCUAAAGCCAAUGUAUCUGUGGAAACCAUUUCUUGUCAGUGUAUAUAUUUCUUCCUUCCUUUCUCAAUCCUUUCUCAACAAACGCUUUUACCAAUUCUCUUUACUUCUACCUCUCUUCUCUUGUUUAUCUUUUUUUGCCCUACUCUGUUAGGGUUUCAAGUUCUCUCCUUCUUCUCAUGCAUUCAACCUUUCUGGCUUCUUUUUUAAUCUUCCUCUUUUUGCCUUAUUUGCUGGUUCUUGCAAGUUUUUCUGGGUUUUGGCCUCUUGAUUUCUUUCUGUUUCAAUCAUGCCUGCCCUUGUUAACUACGGUGGAGACGAUGAAUUCUAUUCUGGUGGGUCUUUUCGUACAAAUCCAAUCGAUUUGGGUCGAUUUUAUUCAAUUGGCUCCCAUGUUGAUAUAUACAGCCCUCCUUGCAAGCGGGCUCGUGUUAGUUCCCCAUUUCUUUAUGGAAUUUUGGAGUCUGAGCAGAAUAAGAAGCCAUCAAUUGAUGUCCUUCCAGAUGAAUGCCUUUUUGAGAUCUUCAGGCGCAUCCCUGGAGGCAAAGAGAGGAGUGCCUGUGCUUGUGUUUCCAAGCACUGGCUUUUGCUAUUGAGCAGUAUCCGAAAGGCUGAAAUUUGCAAGAGCAAAAGCACAGUCGCUGAUAGAGAGACAACAGUUUCUGUUUCCCAUGAUGUUGAAAUGGUGUCUUGUGAUGAAAGUGGGGAAAUUGGGAGCGAUGGGUACUUGACGAGAUCUUUGGAAGGGAAGAAAGCAACAGAUAUGAGGCUUGCUGCUAUUUCUGUCGGAACUAGUGGCCAUGGGGGGCUAGGCAAGCUUUCUGUCCGGGGAAGCAACUCUGUUCGUGGAGUCACCAACCUUGGUUUAUCAGCAAUAGCUCAUGGGUGCCCAUCUUUGAAGGCUCUUUCUUUAUGGGAUGUUCCUUCUGUUGGGGAUGAAGGUCUAUUUGAGGUGGCCAGAGAAUGCCAUUUGUUGGAAAAGCUUGAUCUUUGCAAUUGUCCAUCAAUUUCCAACAAGGGUUUGAUUGCAAUUGCUGAGAACUGCCCUAACUUGGUUGCUUUGAACGUUGAAUCUUGUCCAAAGAUAGGUAACGAGGGCUUACAAGCUGUUGGGAAAUUUUGCCCCAAGUUGCAAUCCAUCUCCAUUAAAGGCUGCCCUCUUGUUGGGGAUCAUGGAAUAUCAAGUUUAUUGUCAUCAUCUACUUCUGUAUUAACCAAAGUAAAGCUUCAGGCACUGAACAUCACAGAUUUCUCCCUUGCUGUAAUUGGGCACUAUGGGAAGGCUGUUACCAAUCUUGUCCUCAGCAGUCUGCAGCAUGUGAGUGAGAAGGGCUUUUGGGUCAUGGGUAAUGCUCAGGGUUUGCAGAAAUUGUUGUCUUUGACUAUUUCUUCUUGUCGGGGAAUAACAGAUGUGAGUUUUGAGGCUAUAGCAAAGGGCUGCACAAACCUGAAGCAGAUGUGCCUUCGUAAGUGUUGCUUUGUAUCAGACAAUGGGCUGGUCUCUUUUGUCAAAGCUGCAGGAUGUCUUGAGAGCAUGCAAUUGGAAGAGUGUAACAGGGUUACCGAAUCAGGAAUUGUUGGUGUAGUCUCCAACUGCGGAACAAAGUUGAAAGCUCUUAGCCUUGUGAAGUGCAUGGGAAUUAGAGAUGUAGCUUCAGGAAUGCUAGGGUCCUCUCCUUGUAGCUCUCUUCGGUCCCUGUCCAUUAGAAAUUGCCCAGGAUUCGGCAGUGCAAGUUUGGCUUUGGUGGGCAAGUUCUGCCCUCAGCUUCAGCAUGUAGAUCUGAGUGGCCUUUGUGCUAUUACAGAUUCAGGGCUUCUUCCACUCUUGGAGAGUUGUGAGGAAGGACUUGUUAAGGUGAAUCUUAGUGGCUGCAUGAGUUUAACGGACAAAGUAGUUUCAGCCUUGGCUAGGAUGCAUGGUGGAACUCUUGAAUUGCUGAAUCUGGAUGGUUGCAGACGGAUUACUGAUGCAAGUUUGAAGUCAAUUGCUGAAAAUUGUUUGUUUCUCAGUGAUCUGGAUUUGUCCAAAUGUGCUGUCACUGAUUCUGGAAUUGCAGUCCUGGCUAGCGCAGAUCAGCUCAACCUUCAAGUCCUUUCCCUGUCCGGUUGUUCGGAAGUAUCAAAUAAGAGCUUCCCUUUCCUAAAGAAAUUGGGCAGGACCUUGGUGGGGUUGAAUCUUCAAAACUGCAGUUCUAUCAGCAGCAGCACAAUUGAGCUACUGGUGGAGAACUUGUGGAGAUGUGAUAUCCUCUCCUAAUCAUGGAGGGGAACUAAAAGUGUACUUGAAAGAAUGGACAGAAAUGAAUGCACCAGACUGCCUUGGGGAGUUAAAGAAUUCCAGUUUGGCUUGAUAGAUUGUACAAAUGAAUAAGUUCUCAGUCAGCUCACAAGGGUUGCAGAUCCCGGAAUACGUUUUUGGCCCAUCAGCAAUGCGUGCACUAGUAACUGUAGUUUGGUUGUUUUCCAGGAUGCUUUGGCAGAAUACUUCUCUACCUUUUUUUGGCAGGCUUUCCUCAGAUGGAAAGCUUGUUAUAACUGUUUAGCCCCCAUUGAUGGGAGGCCUCCUCUUUCAUUGCCAUGGUUUCUUGAGAAUCCAGUUAUCAAGUGCUACUGUGCUGGGUUAGAUUUUCACUUGUGGCUACUCAAUUGCACCUCAUGUCAAGUCCCUGUUCUUUUGCUGGAUGUAAGCAUAUGCAGUCUCUAAACAUCUGUCCUCUGUUGUUUGAUGGUAUAAUGAUCCACGAUCCCUGGACCAAGUUUGGUGUGUUUCAGUUUUAAAGUUUACUUUGUUUCUGUCAUCUAUGAGUCUGUUGUUCUAAUAAGCUUAGUGGCAAGUGUCUUAGUAAAGGAUAGUAGUGCUUGAAUCUCUUGUCAGGGUCAGGUUCAGAUUCAGGAUCGGGGAUCUUGUGUGUUUUCUGUCAUCCAAGUCCUUUGUGUGUAAGGUUGCUUUGGGCAGUUCUGUAUCUGGGUGCCUCGAUUUAGCAGGCUUUGGCUGUGGCACAGUUCAUCUCUUUGCCAUACAACAAGUUCAUCCCUUUGUUCUUGUUUUUUUAGCCAGGCCUGAUUUUUGCAGGCUCUCUGAGAUUAUGAAUUGUACUCUGCAACCACUUCAAUAAAAUGUAAUAUUUCCGGUA